AUGGCACCCCCCACCGUCCAACAACCAAAGAGCCUGCUCGGCCGCCACAGGCUGCUGGCGCCGACUGCAGCGGUUUUUGUCAGCCCGAUAUGCCUGGGGACGAUGAACUUUGGCGGCGUGAUGAAUGAGUCCCUGGGAGAGUGCACGAAAGAGACCGCGUUUGAGAUUCUUGACUUCUUCUACGAGCAAGGGGGUAACUUCUUAGACACAGCGUCGAGCUACCAGGGAGAAGAGUCUGAGAAGUGGCUGGGCGAAUGGCUGACCAAGACUGGCCGGCGCGAUGAGUUUGUACUGGCGACAAAGUAUACAGGCAACUUCAAGGCCAGGUCAGAAUCACACCGACAACAAUCCAACUUUGGCGGAAACGGCUCCAAAAGUCUACAUCUAUCAGUUGACGCGAGCCUCAAGAAACUGCAGACGAGCUACAUUGACCUCCUUUACCUCCACUUCUGGGACAUGACUGCGGACAUACCAGAGAUCAUGCAGUCGCUGAACCAUCUGGUUGCCUCCGGCAAGGUCCUGUACCUGGGCAUCUCGGAUUCACCCGCUUGGAUUGUGGUAAAGUGCAACGAAUACGCAAGGCAGCACGGACUCUGCCAGUUUUCCGUAUACCAGGGCCGGUGGUCCGCGGCAGAUCGGGACUUCGAGAGAGAGAUUAUCCCCAUGUGCCGGGCUGAAGGCAUGGGGCUGGCUCCAUGGGGCACGCUCGGCCGCGGUUUGUUCAAACCUAAGGAUGCCGUCAAAGAAGGCGGGCGAAACAUGCCGUCGAUGAACAACGGCCGCGAGGCUGUGGUCUCGGAGCAGCUUGAGAAGAUCGCUGACCGUAGGGAAGUGCCCAUCACAUCGGUUGCUCUGGCGUACGUGCUACACAAGUCCGCAUAUGUCUUCCCCGUUGUGGGCGGCCGAAAGCUGGAUCAUAUUGGGGGCAGCAUUGAAGCCUUGCGACUGCGCUUGACGAGCCAGGAUAUUGCUGAUAUUGAAGCCGCCUAUCCAUUUGAUAUCGGCUUUCCACACAGAUUUUUGAGCGGAAACACCAACCGUGGACCCAGUGGACCUGGCGAUAUUCGAACUGCCAAUGUGCGCGGGGUGUUUGAUUAUGUCGAUGAUAUCCAGCCGAUCCUGCCUGGAAGAGAGAAUGAUUGA
Molecule: messenger RNA, 1143 nt
Organism: Aspergillus versicolor CBS 583.65
Lineage: Eukaryota; Fungi; Ascomycota; Eurotiomycetes; Eurotiales; Aspergillaceae
Exons: 2
Coding region: 1-1143 (380 amino acids)
Source: RefSeq, a predicted model, not a curated record